GUUAAGAUUGAGCAUUCUGCCUAUGUGCCAUUUCUAAUUACUCACCAUCAAGAGGAUGUCCUCCCCGUUCAUGGACCUAGACGGCAGACCUAUCCCCGGAGAGCGACUCCUUGGUUACGGCGGAUCUGGAGUAGUAAUACUUCACGAACAAAUGGCCAUCAAAAUGCCACUUAGAUACCGAAGCAGCCCCGACGACGACGUGGAGGCAAAUAUCGAGGUGAUUCAAAGAGAACAAGACAUCUAUCGGCGCCUAGGACAAUGUGGUGGCGUUGUGCCCUGCACAGGGUUCUCGCCCGCUACCAUCCACCUUGCACUCAUGGCGAAUGGAGAUCUACGCUCUUACCUGAAAACGCACCGGCCCCCAAGAUCCCUCCAGCUCUCGUGGUUCCAAGAGAUGGCUCGUGCUUUGUCCCGUAUCCACACUCAUUCAGUGAUUGUCGCUGACAUCGCCACUCGCAAUUUCCUUCUCCACACAGACCUGUCGGUCAAGUUUUGCGACUUCACCGAAUCGACAAUCCUGGCCCUCCACACUGACAUGGAAACCGUCGAUGACAACGGGUAUUCCAUCCACACGGAUAUCGGACAACUGGGCGUGGUGAUCUACGAGGUCGUGACGGGAGAGCAGUGCGGGUUUGAUCUUUUCAAAGACCUCCCACUGGAUGCGACUCGAGCCAUAUGGCCACGGAGGGAGAACCUUCCCAGGACCGCGGACGUUUGGCUGGGGCCUAUUAUCUAGCAAUGUUGGACCAAGCACGCGUAUAAAAAUGCCAACAGACUAGCAGAGGCACUGGAUUCUAUCGGUGUGGAAGACUGGCAACCCCAGGGAGACGAUCAAAAGGAAGAUCCGCCGGCGAAAAAGACCACCGUAUCCCUGCGGAUGAGCAACAUGCCCGUAGAAUAUCUGGUCAAGUUCACUGUUACACUUGGUGCUGUUGCUUUGUUCGCGAGUUGGGUCUGGAAACGAGGAUGAGUUCUUGAGGAGAUAUUAACCACCCACUGAGAUGUUCUUUGUAAGUCAAUGAAAG
This is a messenger RNA of Aspergillus steynii IBT 23096, 1025 nucleotides long. RefSeq lists its product as uncharacterized. The coding region runs from base 152 to 736 and encodes 194 amino acids. The transcript has a single exon. Gene Ontology annotation, molecular function: protein serine/threonine kinase activity; ATP binding; protein tyrosine kinase activity. Gene Ontology annotation, cellular component: cytoplasm. Gene Ontology annotation, biological process: protein phosphorylation. NCBI's taxonomy places the organism in Eukaryota, Fungi, Ascomycota, Eurotiomycetes, Eurotiales, Aspergillaceae. The record is from RefSeq and is a predicted model, not a curated record.